AUGUACCUACAAGAUAACAAGUUGUUAACUUUCAAACUACCAUCUACUUGCUUACCAGAACAAGAUAUAUUGUCAGAAAGAAUCUUAAAAAAUCAAAAAGUGAUAGAUCUAAUAGUAACUUCAUUAUUAAAUAUAAUACCAACAGGAACCUAUGGAGUCGCUUCAAGAAAAUGGCUGAAUAAUACAAAGAGCGACAUUCUGUAUGAGCCCAAAUUAGAAAUUCAAAAAUCUCUUCCUCCUAUCUUGAUCGAGGUACAAGCAAUCGUGGAAGAAAAAUUAUUUCCAUCUCCAGUUUGGGCUAAGCAAUAUUUAUUGGUGUUUGAAAAUAACGAUGAUGUUGGAAGUUGUCCUCUUGAAGCCCUUCAAGCAAUAUCUUCUUUUUUCUGCCAACAAAAGGCAACACUAUUUGAUCAUUCAUAUAGCAAAGACAAUACCAUUAAGCUUUUAUAUAAGAUAGCGAGAGAGAUAACUAUUGAAGAAACCCAAUAUGAAAAUAACUCUCGAAACAUUUUGGAUAUAGUCUUGGCAAAUAAUGAAAAGUGUUUAAACCAAAUUAAAAAGUCUUUAGCAGGUGUACAUGAUAUUAGAAAGACAGAAAAAUUAAUUGAAAAAGGACUUACGUACAACACUACAAUCAAAAGACAGAUAGCCAAUAUAUCCACAGACUCUGAAAGCGAUUUAGAAUUUCCUGAAAAGUUACCUGUUGGUGUCGAACGUUCUCCUACAUCACCUCAAUUAGCAGAAGAAAUUGCAUAUGUUAAAAUGUUCAAAACAAAUGUGAGUCGCAUGAAUUGGGCUCAAUGCCUUAAAGAAGCACACGAGAAAAAUCUCUUAUUACGUUAUUUAACUGGAACUAGUCUUCGCGUCAAUUUCAGAACGCAUAUUAAAAAUAUGUUGGAAACGUUAAGUAAUACGAUUAUGGUGCUUCAACAGCAAAAUAUGGCUAGAGUAGUUACUACUACUACCAAUAAAUCAACUAUAAACCUACCAGAGAAUGUUAAAUCACUUAGAACAAUUGUCAGACAAAAACUUGAAGAGUUGCCUAAAAGUGAACAGUACGAUUAUAGUACUACUUUUAAGCAUCAGAAACUUGCUCGCCGCAAAAAAAUGAUUGAAGAAAAUAACGAUAUCUAUAACGAGAGCAAUUAUGAGGGUCUUAAUAAAUUGAUGAUCCCAGCUUGGAUGUCAGAUGAAGAAGAGAUUUUAGAUAAGGAUCUUCAGGGAAACGCAAUAUUUCGGGCAUUACGUCCUUUUUAUAGAAGUCAAGAGUUCAAUGACAUAAUGGAUAAUCUUGACUAUAAAUGGAGUCACCCUGAAGAUCCUAGCAAAAGAAUAAAAAGAAAUAACAGGUCGACUAGAGUAGAGCCUGUGGUGACGAAUAUCAAAUUUCCUAGUUAUUUGGAUAAAGAAGAUUUUCCAGACUGGGCCUUUAGCUUUUAA
Messenger RNA from Cokeromyces recurvatus, 1440 nucleotides. RefSeq lists its product as uncharacterized. The record is from RefSeq and is a predicted model, not a curated record. NCBI's taxonomy places the organism in Eukaryota, Fungi, Mucoromycota, Mucoromycetes, Mucorales, Mucoraceae. Bases 1 to 1440 code for a protein of 479 amino acids. The transcript is spliced from 6 exons.